CGUUGCGUUCGGGUCAUAUUAGCUACAGCUGAUGUUUGAGAAAUUCCAAGAAGAUGUAAUAUUCACUGUCAGUGGUUCUUGCCCAACUAAGUCGGAGGACUUCAAAGGCAACGCUGUGACGUCACAGUCAUGCGCGGGACUAUAGAAGUGGACCACAACGAACAAAAAGGGCGGGAGCAACUGUAGGCCGACGUCGUGUUUUUUUUACGCUUUUGUUCUUAUUUUCCCCACAAAUGUGUGGCGUUUGAUGAAUAAGCGACAUUAAAGCUUGACUGUGCUAAGGUAAACUCGUCAAAGUGGACGCCGAACGUUUUAAAAUGAGUCCGCUUUUUUUUUUAGCUAUCUGUCGAUCGAAGUUAGCAUCGCGUUGCAACAGCUUGUGUGAGCUACAUUAAUGACAUUGUGGAAAACAUGGUUAAAAUCCAACUGCUGAAAACUUUGAUGGAACAGCGGCUAAAUGUUGCUUUUGCAGAGAUUUUUGGACUGGUUGAGAGAACCAUAGCAGAGUACGAGGAGGAACUUUGGACAACGAAACGGGAGAAAUGCCUAGAACGCCAACUACUAGAUUCUGUUCUUCAGCCUCAAGUGGUCUUAAACAGAACAGGCAUCCAUCAUGUGCCAUUGAAGAGUGCAGAAGUCCCCCCUGAGCAGCAAGAGUGGAGCUCCGGUGUAGAUCAGGAGGAGCAAAAACCAACUUGCAUUAAAUUGGAAGAAGUACAAAUGUGCAUCGGUCAGGGUGGGACGCAGCUUCAAGUACCCGAGGAGGAUGACUUAAACACAGAGUUCCUAUUGAAUGGCGUUGUUCUGAAGGGUGAAGACGAUAAAGCUCAGUCCAUACAGCUUCACGACAGUCAAAGUGAGGAAAGCAGAGGUGUGGAAUCUCUGAUCCAACACAUAAUGACGGACAAUGAUGAAGAGCCAGACAAACUCUUUGUUUCACUGUCAGAAAUGGAUGACGGGAUGAACAAAGGGCCGCAGUCUCUACCUCAGUACAUCUCGACAGAAGAUGAUGAAGAGCACUGUGGAGAACAUCUAUCAGAACCAAAAAACGUCUUUGUUUCAUUGUCAGAUAUGGAUGACAUGAUUAACAGAGGGCUGCAGCCUAUACCUCAAAACAUCUCGACAGAAAAUGAUGAGCACCUUGGAGAAAAUAUCCACUCAGAAUCUGAUCAAACACAUCCAGACAGACUCUUUGCUUUACGGUCCAAUAUUAAUGACGUGAUCCACACGUUGCCGCAGCCUCUGAGCAGCAGUUCAACUCAACACACGGCAGUAAUGGGAAAUGGAAACGUCCCCUUGAGAAAAGUCUUCCCUUGUACACUUUGUAAAAGAAAAUUAUCCUCACCAUUUGCUCUGAAAAGACACAUGAUGAUACACAACGGGGAGAUUCCCUUUACAUGUUCAGUUUGCGAUAAGAGAUACAGACAAAAGCACAAAUAUUAUGCACACAUGAACACACACCCUGAACAGACCCACAAAGAAGCACCACGUGCGGUUGUCAAAUUGGCUCCACCCUCAGAUACGGGCAAGACAAUGCCACAAUCAGUUAUACAGAAGAUACCGGUUAUACAGAAGAAACCGGUUAAACAGGAGAAAUUGGUUAAACAGAAGGAACCGCGGAAGAAGAAGCCCAGCUGUCCAGUUUGUGGUCAAAAAUUUAACAAGCCGACAUCCCUGACAAUCCACAAGAAAAAACAUGUUGAAGAGGAAGGUGAUGCCUGCUCUAUUUGUAACCAACCAUUCUCUAAUCCGAAAUACCUGAUGGCACACUGGGAACAACAUAGGCAUGAGAGACUGGUUCACUGCUCUGUUUACGUUCAACAGGUGUUGGCAGAGAGUCAAGAAGAGGAUUUGUCCAAGGAGCAGGACUGGAGUGCCGAUCUGGGGCAGGAUGAGCCACAGCCCCCCUACGUUAAAGAGGAAGAGGGGAAACUGUGGGAUGAGUUUCAUGUAUUGGAGUCUGACGUCAACAAGCUGACAUUUCCAGGUGUUCUUGUGAAGAGUGAGGACAGUGAAGACGAUACGUGUCAGUCCCUUCAGCUUCUUCACAGUAAAAGUGCACGAAACAGAAAACAAAAUCAACACAUUUCAGAAGGUGAUGGAGACGACAUGUCAGACCCUUCUGAGACGGAGCUCAGCAAUGAGGUUAAAGAACCUGUCGAGAAUAAUAAUGACUCUAGAGGUGAUACGACACAUCACAUUGACAACAAACACUUUGUCUGCUCUGAAUGUGGGAAAUCAUUCGAGCAAAGGGGAGGUCUGAAUAGGCACGUACGAGUACACAGUGGAGAGAAACCUUUCGCUUGCUCAGUUUGCGCUAAAAGAUUCUCUUCAAAGGCUCACCUGAAAAGACACAUGAUGAUACACACAGGGGAGAAUCCCUUUUCCUGUUCCGUUUGUGCCAAAAGAUUCCGAGAUAGUUAUGAAUUGAUGUUGCACAUGAGAAUGCACACCGGCGAGAGACCUUUUUCAUGUUCUAUUUGCAGGAGGAGCUUCUCCAGGAAAGAUGACAUGACCUCACACAUGAGGUCGCACAUGGAGAAGCAGUUUAUCUGCUCGCUUUGCCCUAAAAGAUUCACCAGUCAAAAGUACGUCAUGAUACACAUGAGGACACACACCGGGGAAAAACCGUUCAGUUGCAACGUGUGCGAUAAAAGGUUCACGUAUAAAUAUCAGGUCAGUAAACACAAGUGUGUAACAGUCAUGGAAGCUGCAGGGACUUGAAUACACUCAGACUGUCAUUGUGUUAAAUGUACUUUAAAAACACAGCAAACCUUUUUUGAAGCUUCUUAUCUUCAGCCGUUAUCUGGUUUUGCCUUCCACUUACUAGUAAAGUGGAGAGUUUUGUAAAAUGUGCAUUUGUGUAAAUUAUUAUUUACAAAAGGAAAAGAGUGGAGUGCCAUCUCCGGGUUGGGGGAGGAGACCCUGCCCCAAGUGGAGGAGUUCAAGUACCUCGGAGUCUUGUUCACGAGUGAGGGAAGAGUGGAUCGUGACAUCGACAGGCGCGGUGCGGCGUCUUCAGUAAUGCGGACGCUGUAUCGAUCCGUUGUGGUGAAGAAGGAGCUGAGCCGGAAGGCAAAGCUCUCAAUUUACCGGUCGAUCUACGUUCCCAUCCUCACCUAUGGUCAUGAGCUUUGGGUUUUUCAUUUUCAUUUUUUUUUCUAUUUAUUUAUUUAUUUCAGGCAAUGACAUAAAAAAAAGUACAAAGUUGACAACACGUAAUAAUAUAAAUUAAUAUAGUGCAAAAGGUAAUGUAUAGUAUGUAAUGCAUGAUUAUCCAGUUUUGCCUGAAAGGGAGUGGGAAGAAAAUAAUUUAUUUAAUCCCACCCCCAGUUCUCUAUUCAGUGAUAAUUCCCGUGAGUUUCACUGUUACUUUGUUUAAAGGGGAACAUUAUCACCAGACCUAUGUAAGCGUCAAUAUAUACCUUGAUGUUGCAGAAAAAAGACCAUAUAUUUUUUUAACCGAUUUCCGAACUCUAAAUGGGUGAAUUUUGGCGAAUUAAACGCCUUUCUAAUAUUCGCUCUCGGAGCGAUGACGUCACAAUGUGACGUCACAUCGGGAAGCAAUCCGCCAUUUUCUCAAACACCGAGUCAAAUCAGCUCUGUUAUUUUCAGUUUUUUCGACUGUUUUCCGUACCUUGGAGACAUCAUGCCUCGUCGGUGUGUUGUCGGAGGGUGUAACAACACGAACAGGGACGGAUUCAAGUUGCACCAGUGGCCCAAAGAUGCGAAAGUGGCAAGAAAUUGGACGUUUGUUCCGCAC
Messenger RNA from Nerophis lumbriciformis (worm pipefish), 3763 nucleotides. RefSeq lists its product as uncharacterized. Gene Ontology annotation, cellular component: nucleus. NCBI's taxonomy places the organism in Eukaryota, Metazoa, Chordata, Actinopteri, Syngnathiformes, Syngnathidae. The record is from RefSeq and is a predicted model, not a curated record. Gene Ontology annotation, biological process: regulation of gene expression.